GAGACAUGCAUGCAGAGAUCAUCAGCUCCAUUAAGAGCUUGCAGCUGGAUGGAGACGACCCUCGUAAACUGCUGCAGUCCUGGGGUCGGCUCCGCUUCCCCCGACACCUCCUCCAGAAAAACAAGAACGCCAAACAGAGGCAGGUCAUCCCCAAGAGUUUGCUGGACUCUCGGUCUCUGAAGUACAUCGUGAGCCUGACGCUGCACGACCGCACCACCAAGUCUCUGCUGCACGUUCACAAGAAGAAGAAACCCCCCAGCAUCAGCGCUCAGUUCCAG
This is a messenger RNA of Notothenia coriiceps (black rockcod), 278 nucleotides long. RefSeq names its product unconventional myosin-IXb-like. NCBI's taxonomy places the organism in Eukaryota, Metazoa, Chordata, Actinopteri, Perciformes, Nototheniidae. Gene Ontology annotation, biological process: actin filament-based movement; lamellipodium morphogenesis; intracellular signal transduction. Gene Ontology annotation, molecular function: GTPase activator activity; actin filament binding; ATP hydrolysis activity. Gene Ontology annotation, cellular component: ruffle; actin filament; lamellipodium. The record is from RefSeq and is a predicted model, not a curated record. The annotation marks the transcript as partial. The transcript is spliced from 3 exons.